Vigna umbellata (rice bean) is the source of this 728-nucleotide messenger RNA. The record is from RefSeq and is a predicted model, not a curated record. NCBI's taxonomy places the organism in Eukaryota, Viridiplantae, Streptophyta, Magnoliopsida, Fabales, Fabaceae.
GUUUUUGGGGAUGGACGACGGCUCUGUAUUAUCAUCCGUUAGGCACGCAUUUUCUCUUCCUGUGUCGUAAGUUUCGUGAAAGUGUGACACUGGGAAAGCUGCAGCGGCCGUAUUUUCUCCGGCAAGCUUUUCCGGUGACCAUAACAGGGUAAAAUGGAGACAGAGGUGGUGGAUGCAGAGCUUGUGUUGCCAAGCUAUCUUAGUUUUAAGAAAGUUCAAAUGUACGAGAAAUAUCCUAAAGGCCAAGCCAGAGGCAGGCACUGGAAACAUCUGAAGCAGAUAAUUCAAGCUGAGAAUUACCAGAACUACCCUCCUGAUGAACCCAAUUAUGUCAAUAUUGAGUCACCUCCAUCUAUGCAUCCCUGCAAGAAAAUUUGUGAUAUUACUGGCUUUGAGGCACCUUACCAUGAUCCUAGAACUAAUCUUCGGUACGCAAAUACUGAGGUUUUCAAAAUCAUCAGAUCUCUUCCUAAUGAGUAUGUUCAAAGAUACCUGGCUCUAAGGAACGCAGCAAUUGUUCUUAAGUAGUCGUGUUCUCCAUCACCAAUUUUGAAUGAAAUCUUUAGAAUGUGAAUGGGUCUCACUAUCACGGCAUUCUCUCAACUCAUCUGGUGUCAAUCUGUCACCAACUUUGUAUUGCAAGAUUUGUGACAUAAUAUUGCGGGUUGGCCAGCGAAGGAAACGUGCAGCAUUUACCCAAUCUAGUAUCUUGAUCUGUGUUUUACAAA